Penicillium alfredii is the source of this 1350-nucleotide messenger RNA. Its product is annotated as DUF803 domain membrane protein. Gene Ontology annotation, biological process: magnesium ion transport. Gene Ontology annotation, cellular component: membrane. NCBI's taxonomy places the organism in Eukaryota, Fungi, Ascomycota, Eurotiomycetes, Eurotiales, Aspergillaceae. The annotation marks the transcript as partial. The record is from RefSeq and is a predicted model, not a curated record. The transcript has 6 exons. Gene Ontology annotation, molecular function: magnesium ion transmembrane transporter activity.
UCUAAUCAAGUCGCGCGCUAUAACAGAUAUGUCGGGCUAUUACUAGCCAUUGGGUCUACGAUGCUUAUUGCUAAUGUGAUCCGAAGGCUCCAGUUUUGUUAUUACGAAAAAGGUCCGUCUUUCCUUGGAUGUCCGACUUGGAGUGAUGCGACUCAAUUGACGAGGCACUGGGCGCAUUCGAUGGAAGAAACACGUCACAAGAUUGGGAGCGCUGAUGGGUUCAUGCAGGGUUUGAUGCACGCCUCCGAACAACAUGGCUUCGAAGGAGAAGGUUUCUCAUACUUAAGGAGCCCAAUAUGGUGGACUGGUGUUAUCAUGUUGGGUGUCGGAGAAGUCGCCAACUUUGCUGCCUAUGCCUUUGCGCCCGCGAUUCUGGUCACACCCCUCGGAGCAUUGAGUGUUCUGAUCGGUGCGGUCCUGGGGUCAUACUUUCUCAAUGAACGGUUGGGGACGUUGGGGAAAUUGGGCUGUGCAAUGUGUCUGCUCGGAUCAGUCGUAAUUGUUCUCCAUGCGCCCCCUGACAAGGCAGUGGAAACUGUCAAUGAGAUUCUGGGUUACGCUGUUCAGCCAGGGUUCCUCUUCUAUUGCCUGGCGGUCGCAAUCUUUUCAACAGUGAUGAUCUACCGAAUCGCACCGCUAUAUGGCAAGAAGAACCCUCUGAUCUACAUCUCCAUCUGUUCCACCGUCGGCUCAGUCUCGGUCAUGUCCAUGAAGGCCUUCGGCAUUGCGGUGAAAUUGACAUUCAAUGGCCACAACCAAUUUGUCCACGCAUCGACCUACGUUUUUGCCAUCGUCACCGGGUUCUGCAUUCUCACACAGAUGAACUACUUCAACAAAGCAUUGAACCAAUUCUCAACCUCAUUAGUAAAUCCACUCUACUAUGUCACGUUCACGACCGCAACGCUUUGCGCCUCCUUCAUUCUUUUCAAAGGGUUCAACACCACAGAUGCGGUCAACACCAUUUCUUUGCUCUGUGGAUUCCUGAUUAUCUUUACUGGCGUGUACCUCCUGAACCUUUCACGACAUGACCCCGAUGGGCGGCAUCAGGCCAGUGCCAAGUUCGACGACGACGGAGUGCCGACCGAUGCCGUUUCUAGUUUCCAGACUCGGAGGUCCAUGCAAUCGCGCCGAAGCACUGAUCCCCACCGUCGAAGUUCCUCGAGUAUUGCAUUCCUCAACGGACAUGGAGACCGAGAAGGGCUCAUCCACUCAUACGAUGUGGAAAACAACCAAGGGAUCGGGCUGGCUGAAUUAUCGGAGGAAAGCGAGGGAGAACCAGGGCCGACUUUCCAGCGCAAUGAGGAGCGAAACCAGACCGCACUGCACACCAAGCAAAACAGCCAACUCUGA